UAAACUAUCACCGCCUCUGUCCAUUAAAAAAAAAAAAAAACUCCGUCUAAUUCCAGAAGCUAGCUGCGGCUGCGUAGCUCGGUCCAGACUCCGAGAAGAAGAGGUUUUGGUGACUUCCCGUCUUCCAUCGCUCAAUUCUGAACUCCGAAUCAAAAUCGCAGAGAUGUCUGAUCCGUACGAGCGGGUGAAAAGUGGAAGAUUGGCCUUCAAAGGAGGAACCUUAGCCACUCGCACCAAAGGCAUCGACAAGAAGAAGAAAAAGAAGAACAAGAAAGAACCCUAACGAACAUGAUGAAAACCCAGCCAUCGACGAGGAGCAGCAGCAGCAGGAAGGUGAGGAGCGUACACGAUUGACGCCGCGAAGCGAAUGAAGUACGAACAACUCUUUCCCGUUGAAGCCAAGAAAUUCGGUUACCAACCCAAAACUAACUUCAAGUCCGUUGAAGAUGCUCUCGAUGACCGCGUCAAGAAGAAGGCUGAUCGUUACUGCAAAUGAGUACUCCUUUUAUUUGUAAGAAUUCACCUAUUACCCUCUAGUCCUUUACCUUUAGCAAUUUUUAGGGUUUGGAAGUUGAAUUGAAUUGCUUGAGGAUGCAGCCAUUUUCGGCUUUGUGAUCAAUUCUGAUUUGUACAUUUUGAAUGAGCUGCACUGAGAUUAAAAUCUUGUGUAAUUUAUCUCUCUUUCUUAGUUAAUACUUAAUACAGUGAUUAGCCUUCAUUA
Messenger RNA from Arachis stenosperma, 721 nucleotides. RefSeq lists its product as uncharacterized. The transcript has 2 exons. Lineage: Eukaryota; Viridiplantae; Streptophyta; Magnoliopsida; Fabales; Fabaceae. Gene Ontology annotation, cellular component: nucleolus. The record is from RefSeq and is a predicted model, not a curated record.